AAACCAUUUGACACCCUCAGCUACCUCUCAAUGACUCGCUGUCACUGUCUCUUCGCAAUUGCCUUGCACGAUCACCAUAGAUCUCGAUCGCAAUCUCAUUCGGAGAAGAGAGCAAUGGCGUCGGCGAUGAGAAUCGCAGCGUAGGAGGAUUGUUUUGGCGAUGAUGAACCGGAAUGCGAGGGAGUCUCUGAUCGGCGGGAGGAACUUUCAGAACCACCGGCGAGGCGGCAGUUUGAAUCUCCCGGUGUUAUCGUCGAGUAUGAAGCAGGAGCACCAUGACGAGAGCAGUAGUUUGGAUCUCUUCUCCAAGAGCCGCCGGACUCUCUCCGUCGCUUCUUCCGAUGAGUCCUCCGACGUGUCGGUGAAAUUGGGGAGACUGUCAGUUGGAUCAGGCAAAGUGGGAAGGACUGGGAUUGAUGAUCUGCUGUCAUCUGCAGAUGGUGGAAAGCACGACUAUGACUGGCUUCUCACUCCUCCAGAAACUCCACUUUUCCCUUCAUCUGAUGGAAGUGAAUCUCAACCAACCUUAGCUGCUGCAAGAGGCAGUGCUUUAAUUAGAUCAACUUCUUCGGCCAAGCCUUCAAGGCUUUCAGUUUCACAAUCUGAGAGUAAUCAUUCAUCAAGACCAGCUAGAAGCAGUUCAGUUACUCGUUCUUCAAUCUCUUCAUCACAGUAUAACAACUAUUCCUCAAACAGAAAUUCCAAUUUCCUGAACACGAGCUCGGCCUCAGUUUCAUCUUACAGUAGACCAUCAUCCCCCAUUACCCGCUCUCCAUCUACAGCAAGACCUUCCACUCCAACCUCUCGUCCAUCACUAUCACGACCCUCAACUCCUUCAAGAGCUCGUUCUGUGCCGGCUAGCUCUUCCAUUGAGAGACCUCGGUCAGUGGCAAGCUCAAGACCCUCUACUCCUAGUUCUAGGCCACAGAUUCCUGCAAACUUGAGUUCACCAGCUGCUCGAACACCUUCUCGUCCAUCUACCCCCACUCGUCGGCAUUCAUUGCCUUCUUUAUCUCCAGCAUCAAGUCCUUCACCUUCAGCUGGCCGUCUUUCAAAUGGACGCAAUCCAGCACCGACAUCCAGGCCAAGUUCCCCUAGCCCACGUGUCCGUCCCCCACCACAGCCCAUUGUUCCCCAUGAUUUUCCUCUUGAUACACCGCCUAACCUCAGAACAACCUUACCAGACAGGCCAAUUUCUGCUGGAAGGUCUCGGCCUGGUGCUGCUGUAGUAGUGAAGGGAAAAUUAGAAACCCCAGCUGCCGUGGUUGUGCCAAGAAGACAGUCAUCACCCGUUGUUUCAAGGGGUAGACUUACAGAUCCCCCUGGAAGAAGCCGUGUACUUUCUAAUGGGCACCAUGAUGUUCCUGAACUUAGAAAGCCCCAACAUCUCCCUGACCUGGGCAUGCGGAAGCCUGUGAAGACUUCAUCAACUACAGCUCCAGAAAACACUGGAUUUGGGAGGAAUAUCUCGAAGAAAUCUCUCGAUAUGGCAAUCCGGCAUAUGGAUAUAAAGAAUGGAACAGGAAACAGUCGCCAACUUUCAGGCAGCACCCUCUUCCCUCAAAGCAUUCGGUCUGGCACUCCCAAGACCCAGACUGUUCGCACAUUGAGUUCAUCAGCAUCAGUGAACAUGAAUGGAGGCCUGCAAUCCAGAGGUAAUGGAUUUGUUUACGAGAAUGGAAACAACAUGAGUAAGCCUGUACAAAAUGGAACUGAAGCAAAUGGGGGUGGACGCUAUUCUUCCAAACUGACUGAUGUGGACAUCUAUGAGAGCUCUCGCUAUGAUGCAAUAUUGCUUAAAGAAGACCUGAAGAACACAAACUGGCUGCACAGUUUGGAUGAUAAAUUAGAUGAAGGACCCAUCUUUGAUAAUGGAUUUGAGCAUCUGCCUGAACCUUUCGGCCUCUUAUAACAUCUGAUUAGUAAGUGGUGUUGAUUGUUGUCCUUAGAUUAUAUGGGUUCUUUUAUAUGGAUGAAUCACUUAAAACAGGAAGCUUGUAAAAGAUAGUACUUGCCUACUGCAGUGAAAUCAAUGAAUUUAUUGUUGGUCU
Messenger RNA from Fragaria vesca subsp. vesca, 2051 nucleotides. RefSeq lists its product as uncharacterized. The transcript is spliced from 5 exons. The coding region runs from base 161 to 1912 and encodes 583 amino acids. NCBI's taxonomy places the organism in Eukaryota, Viridiplantae, Streptophyta, Magnoliopsida, Rosales, Rosaceae. Gene Ontology annotation, biological process: cortical microtubule organization. Gene Ontology annotation, cellular component: cortical microtubule. The record is from RefSeq and is a predicted model, not a curated record.